AUGGUUUACUUUACUUCUUGGAUGUCUUCAGAUUGGGCGGCCUUCUUAAACGCACUUAGCUUGGCUGACUUGAUCACUGCAAUGCCAGCUUUUCUUGUUAUUUAUACUGUACUUCCCAGUGCUAUUUAUACAGCACGACAGAGAAAUAGUAAAGGAAAUUGGUAUAUUCCACCAGAACCCACAGAUGAAUCAUCAUCAAAGCAAGCAAAAAUGGAGCUUUGUUGA
Molecule: messenger RNA, 225 nt
Organism: Diversispora eburnea
Lineage: Eukaryota; Fungi; Glomeromycota; Glomeromycetes; Diversisporales; Diversisporaceae
Source: the annotation of a GenBank genome assembly